AAAGAGAAGUGGUUUCAACAGAUCUAUUCUGUUUUUUUCUCCUCUAGAACUUCCUCUUUCCUCAGGAAAGAAAUACACGUCUGCAGUGGGGUCAGGGUUACGCAGGAACACUCGUUGCUAAAAUACACCUCCCUCAGUCCCUCAGAGUUUAUCGGAGACGGCAUCGAGACCGUUUUUCGCGUUUGGCGAAGAGGCUGCUUGAGUAACGGCGGCGUGCGUACCUAUCCGGGACUCCUGUGUCUGUCACUUGUUUUAGCGACUCCUGUCCUGUGCGAUGAAGAGGAUGCUGCCUGCUCUUCUCAAACUACUGCUGGUUUUAGCGGCAGUGUCACACGGCACAGCAACCUUCUGCGACAUCACAGAGACUGAAACAUCAGUCCAAUGUUACGGAGCUCUGGGACGAUCAGUCUUUAUAUAUCCAUUAAACACCAGUUUUGAUAUUGUUGAAUUACACGUCUAUUUCCAAGGUAAAGAGUUUUUCCACUACAAAGAAAAAACCAAACCUUCUGUGAGAACCUGCCAAAGCCGCUGUAAGCUCAUAAAAAAUGGGACGUUACGGCUGGACCAUGUGAUGAAAAAUGAUUCUGGGAUAUAUACCAUUGAAACAUUUGGUGAAGACGGGAAAAGCUGGGGAAAGAGAAACAUAUCUCUGACCAUUCAAGACCCGGUGUCCCCUCCUGCACUGUCCCAGCUUUGUCUGUCCCAUGGAGAAAUUAGGGCAUCCUGCAACAGCACCGGGGAGGACCUCCAGUACAGCUGGACUCUGAAUAACAGUCUCCUGGAUGGGGGGGUGGCGUUUCUCAGCAAUGAGACUCAGACUGUCAUACUGAGGAGGAACGUGUCUGGAUCCAUCACCUGUACAGCCAGUAACCGUGCCAGCAGCAAUCGCACCACCCAGGAACUACUCAAGUGUCCAGACCUGGUGUCCCCUCCUGCACUGUCCCAGCUUUGUCUGUCCCAUGGAGAAAUUAGGGCAUCCUGCAACAGCACCGGGGAGGACCCCCAGUACAGCUGGACUCUGAAUAACAGUCCCCUGGAUGGGGGGGUGGCGUUCCUCAGCAAUGAGACUCAUACUGUCAUACUGAGGAGGAACGUGUCUGGGUCCAUCACCUGUACAGCCAGUAACCGUGUAAGCAGUGAACACACCACCCAGGAACUACUCGAGUGUCCAGACCCGGUGUCCCCUCCUGCACUGUCCCAGCUUUGUCUGUCCCAUGGAGAGAUUAGGGCAUUCUGCAACAGCACCGGGGAGGACCUCCGGUACAGCUGGACUCUGAAUAACAGUCCCCUGGAUGGGGGGGUGGCGUUCCUCAGCAAUGAGACUCACACUGUCAUACUGGGGAGGAACGUGUCUGGAUCCAUCACCUGUACAGCCAGUAACCGUGUCAGCAGCAAUCGCACCACCCAGGAACUACUCAAGUGUCCAGGCACAGCAACCUCAUGCGACAUCACAGAGAAUAAAACAUCAGUCCAAUGUUACGGAGCUCUGGGACAAUCAGUCUCUAUACAUCCAUUAAACACCAGUUUUGAAAUUGAUAUGUUAGAAGUCUUUUUCCAAGGUAAAGAGUUUUUCCGAUACAGAGAGAAAAGCAAAACUUCUGGUGGACCCUGUCAAAACCGCUGUCAGCUCAUAAAAAAUGGGACAUUACGGCUGGACCGUGUGAUGAAAAGUGAUUCUGGGAUAUAUAACAUUGAGGCAUUUGAUAAAAAUGGGGUGAACAGAAAGAGAAACAUAUCUCUGACCAUUCAAGACCCGGUGUCCCCUCCUGCACUGUCCCAGCUUUGUCUGUCCCAUGGAGAAAUUAGGGCAUCCUGCAACAGCACCGGGGAGGACCCCCAGUACAACUGGACUCUGAAUAACAGUCCCCUGGAUGGGAGAGUGGCAUUUCCCAGUGAUGAGACUCAGACUGUCAUACUGAGGAGGAACGCAUCUGGAUCCAUCACCUGUACAGCCAGUAACCGUGUCAGCAGGGAACACACCACCCAGGAACUACUCAAGUGUCCAGACCCGGUGUCCCCUCCUGCACUGUCCCAGCUUUGUCUGUCCCAUGGAGAAAUUAGGGCAUCCUGCAACAGCACCGGGGAGGACCCCCAGUACAGCUGGACUCUGAAUAACAGUCCCCUGGAUGGGAGAGUGGCAUUUCCCAGUGAUGAGACUCAGACUGUCAUACUGAGGAGGAACGCGUCUGGAUCCAUCACCUGUACAGCCAGUAACCGUGUCAGCAGCGAACACACCACCCAGGAACUACUCAAGUGUCCAGACCCAGUGUCCCCUCCUGCACUGUCCCAGCUUUGUCUGUCCCAUGGAGAAAUUAGGGCAUCCUGCAACAGCACCGGGGGGGACCCCCAGUACAGCUGGACUCUGAAUAACAGUACCCUGGAUGGGGGGGUGGCGUUCCUCAGCAAUGAGACUCAUACUGUCAUUCUGAGGAGGAACGUGUCUGGAUCCAUCACCUGUACAGCCAGUAACCGUGUCAGCAGUGAAAACACCACCCAGGAACUACACAAGUGUCCAGGCACAGCAACCUUCUGCAACAUCACAGAGACUAAAACAUCAGUCCAAUGUUACGGAGCUCUGGGACAAUCAGUCUAUAUAUAUCCAUUUAAAACCAGUUUUGAAAUUUAUGAAUUAAAAGUCAUUUUCCAAGGAAAAGAGUUUUUCAGAUACAAAGCCAACAGACCACCUUCUGAUGGAACCUGUCAAAACCGUUGUCAGCUCAUAAAAAAUGGGACAUUAAGGCUGGACCAUGUAAUGAAAAGUGAUUUGGGGAUAUAUACCAUUAUGGAAUUUGAUGAAGAGGGGAUAAGCAAGCUGAAAAGAAACAUAUCUCUGACCAUUCAAGACCCGGUGUCUCCUCCUGCACUGUCCCAGCUUUGUCUGUCCCAUGGAGAAAUUAGGGCAUCCUGCAACAGCACCGAGAAGGACCCCCAGUACAGCUGGACUCUGGAUAACAGUCCCCUAGAUGGGAGAGUGGCAUUUCUCAGUGAUGAGACUCAGACUGUCAUACUGAGGAGGAACGUGUCUGGAUCCAUCACCUGUACAGCCAGUAACCGUGUCAGCAGUGAAAACACUACCCAGGAACUACUCAAGUGUCCAGACCCGGUGUCCCCUCCUGCACUGUCCCAGCUCUGUCUGUCCCAUGGAGAAAUUAGGGCAUCCUGCAACAGCACCGGGGAGGACCCCCAGUACAGCUGGACUCUGGAUGACCGUCCCCUAGAUGGGGGGGUGGCGUUCCUCAGUGAUGAGACUCACACUGUCAUACUGAGGAAGAACGUGUCUGGAUCCAUCACCUGUACAGCCAGUAACCGUGUCAGCAGCGAACACACCACCCAGGAACUACUCAAGUGUCCAGACCCGGUGUCCCCUCCUGCACUGUCCCAGCUCUGUCUGUCCCAUGGAGAAAUUAGGGCAUCCUGCAACAGCACCGGGGACAACCUCCAGUACAGCUGGACUCUGGAUGACCGUCCCCUAGAUGGGGGGGUGGCGUUCCUCAGUGAUGAGACUCACACUGUCAUACUGAGGAGGAACGUGUCUGGAUCCAUCACCUGUACAGCCAGUAACCGUGUCAGCAGCGAACAUACCACCCAGGAACUACACAAGUGUCCAGGCACAGCAACCUUCUGUGACAUCACAGAGAAUAAAGCAUCACUCCAAUGUUACGGAGCUCUGGGGCAAUCAGUCUCUAUAUAUCCAUUAAACAUCAGUUUUAAAAUUGAAGAAUUACAAGUCUUUUUCCAAGAUAAAGAGUUUUUCCGAUACAAAGAGAAAACCAAAACUUCUGGUGGAACCUGUCAAAACCGCUGUCAGCUCAUGAAAAAUGGGACAUUACGGCUGGACCAUGUGAUGAAAAGUGAUUUGGGGAUAUAUACCAUUAAAACAUUUGAUGACACAGGGAAAAUCAAGCUGAGAAGAAACAUAUCUCUGACCAUUCAAGGGUUCUCCUUAGGAUUCCCAGAGAAGGCAGUGCUUUUUGUGGUGCUCGGAGUUUGCUUGUUACUUAUGGUGCUGCUAUCGGGGACAUGCUACCUCUACAAGAAGAAGCAAAAACAAGCAGCAACAAGUCAGAGAAGUUUGGUUGACAGGUGUGAGGAUCCCCAGGAGUUGGUGUACUGCCAGGUGCAAGUGGCCAAGAAAAAGGAACGCCCAAAAAAGCAGGAGCAGGACCCGCAGGUGGUCUACGGUGAGGUGAAAGUGUCCGGCGACUCUAAGGCCGUCAGACGCACACCCAACGAGCAGGCAGACACGAUAUACUCCGGCGUCCGCACGUAGGUCUGGCCAAUCACAGAGCGGCCUUACCCUGCCUGCACAAGCCUUUCGCCGAAGUUAGGCCGAGUAAUCAGACGUCAAAAUUCACAGAGACUAAACAGCAUUUCAGCGGAAAGACAUUUUGAGGAACCGUUUUUUCCCCAGUCUGCUGCGUUGGAUGGUUUGUGUUGUGCAACAUAGGUCUAUUGGGUCUGUUACCCAAUUCUUUUCUGUAGUCACAGUAUGGCCACAUAAAAGAGUUACCCUAGUUACCCUAGUUGCGCAUUUUUAAUUUUAAUAAAACAUGCAUUGAUUUCUAUUAUUCUCUAAUUAUAAAUAAAACAUACACAUGGAAAGUUACUGUUGGCUAUGUUUUUACCCCUUUAUUGCUUGUAAAGUACUCCAGAAAUAAUCAUUUUGUAUGCAUUCUCCUUUUUUUUUUUUUUUUUUUUUUUACAAAUGCUUUGUAACUUAUUUGGAUGGCACAAACAAAAACAGAGAGACUGGUUGAUUGCAUUUGUAUUUUUCUAUUAAUAGUUGUAUUUCAUAUCUCAUUUAUUCUGAAUUAAAAGUAUAAUGUCUUAA
Molecule: messenger RNA, 4831 nt
Organism: Anguilla anguilla (European eel)
Lineage: Eukaryota; Metazoa; Chordata; Actinopteri; Anguilliformes; Anguillidae
Exons: 16
Coding region: 275-4270 (1331 amino acids)
Source: RefSeq, a predicted model, not a curated record